CUACCCUGUGGACGACCUCGCCGCCACGUCGGUGACCAUCUUCCCCAAUGGCGACCUGGGAGGCCCCUUUGACCAGAUGAACGGAGUGGCUGGAGGACUGGGAUCCUGGCCUGGGGAGUGUGCCCUUGUGAAUGAGAGCAAGAAGGGAGAGCUUGGCCAGCGGUCUCAUAUCUCCACCUCCAAUCUGCCCUUUCCCUUCCCAGAUGGCAUGAUCAACAUUGACAUGACUGGGGAGAAGAGGUCCUUGGAGCUCCCAUAUCCCAGCAGCUUCGCUCCCGUCUCUGCACCUAGAAACCAGACCUUCACUUACAUGGGCAAGUUCUCCAUUGACCCUCAGUACUCUGGUGCUAGCUGCUAUCCAGAAGGCAUCAUCAAUAUUGUGAGUGCCGGCAUCCUGCAAGGGGUCACCUCCCCAGCUUCAACCACAGCUUCUUCCAGUGUCACCUCUGCCUCCCCCAACCCACUGGCUGCAGGACCCCUGGGUGUGUGCACCAUGUCCCAGAGCCAGCCUGACCUGGACCACCUGUACUCUCCACCGCCACCACCACCUCCGUAUUCUGGCUGUGCUGGAGACCUCUACCAGGACCCCUCGGCGUUCCUGUCGGCAGCCACCACCUCCAACUCCUCUCCUCUGGCCUACCCACCACCUCCUUCCUACCCGUCCCCCAAACCAGCCACGGACCCCGGUCUCUUUCCUAUGAUCCCGGACUACCCUGGAUUUUUCCCAUCUCAAUGCCAGAGAGACCUACACAGUGCAGCUGGUCCAGAUCGCAAGCCCUUUCCAUGUCCCUUGGACUCUCUUCGAGUCCCCCCUCCACUAACACCCCUCUCCACCAUCCGAAACUUUACCUUGGGGGGGCCCAGUGCUGGGGCCACAGGGCCAGGGAGCAAUGGAGGCAGUGAGGGACCCCGGAUGCCUGGCAGCAGCUCAGUGGCGAUAGCUGCCGCUACAGCUGCCUAUAACCCACACCAUCUGCCACUUCGGCCAAUCCUGAGGCCUCGCAAGUACCCCAACAGGCCCAGCAAGACCCCAGUGCAUGAGAGGCCCUACCCGUGCCCAGCAGAGGGAUGUGACCGGCGCUUCUCCCGCUCAGAUGAGUUGACCAGGCACAUCCGAAUUCACACUGGCCACAAGCCCUUCCAGUGUCGGAUCUGCAUGCGCAACUUCAGCCGCAGCGAUCACCUCACCACCCACAUCCGCACGCACACGGGGGAGAAGCCCUUUGCCUGUGACUACUGCGGCCGCAAAUUUGCCCGGAGCGACGAGCGGAAGCGCCACACUAAAAUCCAUUUGAGGCAGAAGGAGAGGAAGAGCAGUGCACCCUCAUCUUCGGUGCAGGCCUCGUCCACAGCUUGCACUGGGGGCACACAGGCUGGGGCGGCCCUGUGCAGCGGCAACAGCAGCACUGUUGGGGCGCCGCUUGCCCCUUGCUCCUCUCGGACCAGGACACCUUGAGACGAGAAUCGGGUUGACAGCAUCAGCUCCUUGAGGCCCUGGAGGCCCUCCAUCCACUUGAGCUGCCAUGAACACUACCACACUUUCUUGCCCCUCCCUCCCUUCAUUGGGCAAAGGGCCUUGGUGGUGCCCAGCAUUGGCCCUGCUUGCCACUGAAAAACAGGUCUUUCAUAAAACUUGGUCCACCUGCGUCUCUGGCAGAUGAGUUGAGGAUGGCCCCAAGGUAAAGGAGAGGCUUUGGAAGGGGGUUGGGUGGGCUCGCCUGGCCUAGAGGGCUGAGGCCUGACCCUGCUGUAAAGGGUUGUCUGACUAGGUUUUGCUGCCCACCCAUUUGCCCUUUACAAGUUUUUGACUCUGGAUGUCAAGAGUUGUCUGGGACUUUCUCCACUGUAGGUUGGGAGAUGCUGGUCCCUGCCAGUGGGACAGCAGAAAGACAGAAGCAAAACUGAUGUGCACUUUAUGGCUUGGGACUGAUUUGGGGACGCUGUAUAGUGAGUGAAGCAUGGCCUUUGUGUCGCAUUCUCUGGCCCUAGAACAGUGAAUCAAAGCUUCUCUAGUCGUCUCAACCCUUUAAGCAAUAUGUGUUAUCAACUCAGAGUACAGAAGUGCAAUGUGAUGGGAGGGACACGGCAAUAUCUGCUCCUUUUUUUGAGUUGUUUGAGAAUCGCAGACUAUUUUUUCAGUGUAUAUCCACUCAGAGUUUGUGUAUUUUUGAUGUGCACUGUUCUCCAAGUUCUGAACCUUUGGGAAAAAAAAAAAGUAAAGCAUUUAUGAACUUUUGAAAUGAGUCAGAGGUUAACUUAUUUAAAGGAGGAUGUACAUAUAUUCUAUGAUUAGGAUGCAUGCAAUUGUAUUGAAAGUGUCCUUGGUGCCUUGUGUGAUGUAGACAAUGUUACAGUGUCUGCAUGUAAAUGGGCUGCCUUACUAUGGAAAAUAAAAUCACACUCUGGAUUUAGUCCGGCUGUAUAUUUCUGCCUAUUAAUAUUUGGAUUUUUUUUUAGAAAGUAUAUUUUUGUAUGCUCUGUUUUGUGACUUAAAAGUGUUACCUUUGUAGUCCAAUUUCAGAUGAGAAUGUAAAUAAUGUUAUUGGAGUUGACUUGUUUGGCUAUUAGCUCUUAAUA
Echinops telfairi (small Madagascar hedgehog) is the source of this 2577-nucleotide messenger RNA. RefSeq names its product early growth response 2 (gene EGR2). NCBI's taxonomy places the organism in Eukaryota, Metazoa, Chordata, Mammalia, Afrosoricida, Tenrecidae. Gene Ontology annotation, biological process: regulation of transcription by RNA polymerase II. Bases 77 to 1456 code for a protein of 459 amino acids. The record is from RefSeq and is a predicted model, not a curated record. Gene Ontology annotation, molecular function: DNA-binding transcription factor activity, RNA polymerase II-specific; RNA polymerase II cis-regulatory region sequence-specific DNA binding. The transcript is spliced from 2 exons.